This is a messenger RNA of Gorilla gorilla gorilla (western lowland gorilla), 4836 nucleotides long. It is a transcript of the gene CD8B, whose product is annotated as CD8 subunit beta. Lineage: Eukaryota; Metazoa; Chordata; Mammalia; Primates; Hominidae. The transcript has 6 exons. The record is from RefSeq and is a predicted model, not a curated record. Gene Ontology annotation, molecular function: MHC class I protein binding; coreceptor activity. Gene Ontology annotation, biological process: regulation of immune response. Gene Ontology annotation, cellular component: cell surface. The coding region runs from base 208 to 840 and encodes 210 amino acids.
CCCAGACCUUUGCAAUGCUAGGAGGAUGAGGGCGGAGACCUCGCGGUCCCCAACACCAGACUCCCGCCGCCACCGCGCCCGGUCCCGCCCUCCCCACUGCCCCCCCAGCUCCCCGAUCCAGGCGCCCCGCCCGGCCAGCUCCUCACCCGCCCCAGCCGCGACUGUCUCCGCCGAGCCCCCGGGGCCAGGUGUCCCGGGCGCGCCACGAUGCGGCCGCGGCUGUGGCUCCUCCUGGCCGCGCAGCUGACAGUUCUCCAUGGCAGCUCAGUCCUCCAGCAGACCCCUGCAUACAUAAAGGUGCAAACCAACAAGAUGGUGAUGCUGUCCUGCGAGGCUAAAAUCUCCCUCAGUAACAUGCGCAUCUACUGGCUGAGACAGCGCCAGGCCCCGAGCAGUGACAGUCACCACGAGUUCCUGGCCCUCUGGGAUUCCGCAAAAGGGACUAUCCACGGUGAAGAGGUGGAACAGGAGAAGAUAGCUGUGUUUCGGGAUGCAAGCCGGUUCAUUCUCAAUCUCACAAGCGUGAAGCCGGAAGACAGUGGCAUCUACUUCUGCAUGAUCGUCGGGAGCCCCGAGCUGACCUUCGGGAAGGGAACUCAGCUGAGUGUGGUUGAUUUCCUUCCCACCACUGCCCAGCCCACCAAGAAGUCCACCCCCAAGAAGAGAGUGUGCCGGUUACCCAGGCCAGAGACCCAGAAGGGCCCACUUUGUAGCCCCAUCACCCUUGGCCUGCUGGUGGCUGGCGUCCUGGUUCUGCUGGUUUCCCUGGGAGUGGCCAUCCACCUGUGCUGCCGGCGGAGGAGAGCCCGGCUUCGUUUCAUGAAACAAUUUUACAAAUGAGCAGAGAAUACGGUUUUGGUGUCCUGCUACAAAAAGACAUCGGUCAGUAACAAGCACGAUGUGGAAAAAUGAGAGAAGGGACACAUUCAACCCUGGAGAGUUCAAUGGCUGCUGAAGCUGCCUGCUUUUCACUGCUGCAAGGCCUUUCUGUGUGUGACGUGCAUGGGAGCAACUUGUUCGUGGGUCAUCGGGAAUACUAGGGAGAAGGUUUCAUUGCCCCCAGGGCACUUCACAGAGUGUGCUGGAGGACUAAGAAAUGCUGCCCAUGCCACCGCUUCCGGCUCCUGUGCUUUCCCUGAGCUGGGACCUUUAGUGGUGGCCGUUUAGCCACCAUCUUUGCAAGUUGCUUUGCCCUGGUAGGGCAGUAACAUUGGGUCCUGGGUCUUUCAUGGGGUGAUGCUGGGCUGGCUCCCUCUUGGUCUUCCCAGGCUGGGGCUGACCUUCCUCGCAGAGAGGCCAGGUGCAGGUUGGGAAUGAGGCUUGCUGAGAGGGGCUGUCCAGUUCCCAGAAGCCAUGUCAGUCUCUGAGGGCUUCCUUUGGGGCCGGGAACUUGCGGGUUUGAGGAUAGGAGUUCACUUCAUCUUCUCAGCUCCCAUUUCUACUCUUAAGUUUCUCAGCUCCCAUUUCUACUCUCCCAUGGCUUAAUGCUUCUUUCAUUUUCUGUUUGUUUUAUACAAAUGUCUUAGUUGUACAAAUAAAGUCCCAGGUUAAAGAUAACAAACGGCUCCUGUGACAUAAACAUGCGAAAGCCCAUCUACAGCAAAGACAUCAAUGCUCAGUGGAACAGAAACCAGAAGGAGAAAAUUUGUACAUCCUCCUUUUGCACCUGAGAUCCUCAUUUGCCCGACGUUGUAGGUGUGGAGAGUCCUAGAGAGGCUAGGAAGCGCCCAGGGCACCCAGAGCCAGGCUGCAGGUGCCUCAGGCCCAUCUCUCAGCCCACUCCCAAGCUGAACUAGCACGUGUUCAUUUCUACCGCGGCUUGAACCGCAGGGAUCCCUGGCUUCAAGUCAGGCACCAAACAGAAGGUAGGAGGCAUGAGGGGUUCUGUCACAUGUCUCUUCAUUUUCUUAUUGAUUCUUAGCCUUGACAGUUGGAGAAGGAAAAAGCAAGGAGAAAGUGCUGAGCAGGAGUGGAGAGUGAAGAGCAGGACCUCGUGCCUGGGUUUGAAAAAGUGCCUGAGACCCAUCUUAGCCGCCCCUACCUGAGCUUUAGCAGCCUAGGAGCUAUUGCACCAUAAAACACUGCAACCUGAGGCUGCAUUAACAGAAGCACCACGUCCAGGUCCAAGGAGAAUCCAGCCUCACCUGCUUUUCCUGGCCAGCUCAAAGGACAUUGACAAAUCAGGUUAUGUUCAGUUACCUGUGACAACCACAGAAUGUAAGAAAUGUUACAAAAAAAACAGGAAAGGAAAGACGACUCUGGGGAAGGGGCAGUGUGACCUUCUCCUGGCAUCUGGGGUGCGGCCGCAGCAGAAUGAGGUGUGGUGGGUGGAGUUAGAAAGGCAUAGAUGCAGUGUUACCGGAAGGAGGGCCUUGAGUGUAAGUCGUCCAGGUCCUUGGCAUUUUGAACAAAGAACUGAACAAAACGUACAAAGUAAUAAAGGAAUAAAAGCAGCAAAAGGAAGAAUUUAUUGAAGUGAGAAAGCACUCCACAUGGUAGGAGUGGAACCUAAGCAGAUAGCCCAUGGGCCCAAUUGCAAAGUUUUCUGGGUUUUAAGUACCCCUUUUGAGGUACCUGUCGGCUACCCCUUAUCUGGGUGAAGGAUUUGGUCCAUGGCUAAUGAAAGGCUGAGGUGAACUGACGCCCUAUGCGGAUGAAGGGAUGGCCCGUGCUUGGUCUGUGGUCAAUCCAGGGCAGUCUCCCUUUCCAUCUGAGAUGCAGUGGAAGGGGGAGGGUUGUAGGGAGAGUAGCCUUUGAUCCUUGGUUACUCAGUGUGGGGAGAUGGGGUUUUUCCUUUUGGUGUACGUUAAUUGGCCCUAGAUGCCCUGCCCCCAGACCCAGGUGUUUUCCGUUUGCUCCAGCUUUGAGAAGACAGCACAAAUUGGCCUCAGAUUCCCUGCCCCCAGACAUAGAUGUUUCUCCUUGAUUCGGCACGAAUUGGCCUUAGAUUCCCUGCCCCCAGACCCUAGACUCCUGCCUCAGCAAGAGGUGUUCAAAAGAAACAAAAGCUCUGCCCAUCAGCUCUGAGGACGAGGGACAGGCUGCCUUCCAAGGCUGAGGGGAGGGGUGAAAGAAUUGGGGUCAGCUGGACCAGACUCCUCUAGGGUUCGUGUUUCAGGUGGGCCCCUCACCCGGCCCAUCACAAACAAAUAAGAGAUUAAGGCCUGCAGUGCACGUGGUCUGCCCUCCUUGAAGGCUCACACCCAGUGCACAGCGGAAGUAAGAACAGGCCACAAGGCCCCUUGUCCCACUGCAGGCUUUGAAAUUUGACCGUCUCCCUGCUGCUGUCUUUGCAAUUGCAUGUACUUGUUCACAAGUUCUCAUGGGGUUGGGCUGGGGGCAGGGGUGGUUUGCGCUCCUCCGGCAGUUUUCUGUGCAGCAGGCACCUGCCGAGGCGGGCUCAGCUCCGGCCGCCCAGGGAGCUGGAGCAGGCUGGGCUGCCAAUGGUGGGGGCUGCGGUGAGAAGGUCUGCACCCAGCACCUGACCUUUGUUUGAAGAAGGAACUGAGCUGCUACUACACUCUAUAGGGCCAUUAUGAUGAAAUAUGCCCCCCAAACUCCAUCCAGCUAUCUUUUGACUAGCAAUUCCACUUGUUGGCAUUUAUCUGAAAGAAAUACAUCAAAAAGUGGCAUUCACAAAGAAAUAUGCAUCAGAUUGUUCCUUCUAGUGCUGCUUACUAGCUAAAAAUGGGAAAUAAUCCAAAUGUCCAUCAAAAGGGACUGGUCAGAUAAAUUCAGACACAGUCUAAUAAGGGGGUUUAGGCGGCUGCUAAGGAAUGAGUAGAUCCAUAUAUGCUGAUAUCAAAUGAUGGUUAUGACAAAUGCAUAUAUUUUUAAAACAUCUGUAUAGAUUAUUCUUAAUACAAUAUAUGGUGCAAUAUGUAGUCACUGUUAAAAUUCAAGCACAGAAGAAAACAAGCAAAACAAAUAUAUGUUGUUAGAAGUUAGGAUACAGUUACCCUUGGUCCAGUGGUGGUCAUUAGGAGGGAGCAUGAGGUUUGAAGGUGAGCGUUUCUGCUUCUCAAUCUGGGAAUCACUUAUAUGAGUGUGUUUCGUUAGUAAAAGUCAUCAAGCUGUACACUCAGAUAUGUUGACUUUAGAGUUAUGGAUAUAGAUGUAAAUUAUACUUCAAGAAAGAGACUUUUUAAAAUCCAAGUACAGAACAUUGUAGAAAUGUGUAAAAUUGGUAUUUGGAAGUUUCUUCAGCAAGCACAUGGGAUUACAGCUCACGCCUGUAAUCCCAGUACUUUGGGAGGCCCACACAGAACGAUCACUUGAGCUCAGGAGUUUGAGAGCAGCCUAGGCAACAUAGCAAGACCUCGACUCUACAAAAAAUUUUUAAAUUUUUUUCUGGGCAUGGUGGUGCUUGCCUGUAGUCCCAGCUAUUAGGGAGGAUGAGGUGGGAGGAUCUCCUGAGCACAGGAGUUUGAGACUGCAGUGAGCUGUGAUCACGCCACUGCCCUCCAGCCUGGGCAACAGAGAGAGACCUUGUCUCAAAAAUAAUUUUUUUCUAAAAAAAGUUUGUUUUUUUUCUUCCCAUAUUUUUUAAAACAUAAAAUUGAAAUCUCGAGAAUAUAAUACAUAAAAUAGAGAAUAUAGAAAAUUAAAUCUUCUAAUAUUGUUCUGCAGAUUUGAUCUUUUUUCUCUAAUAAUAAAUCAAGGCCUCCGGGUAUAUUUGUUUGUAUAUGUACAGGAAAAGGUCUGUAAGGAUUUACUUUCAGCUGUUAAUUGCAGUUACUCUGGGGAAUUUCCACUUCUGCUUUGUACAGUUCCUUGUGUGAAUUUUUACAUCAUGUAUUACUUUUGUAGUUGGGGAAAAAGCAAUUAAAAGUUUGG